Molecule: messenger RNA, 1787 nt
Organism: Dimorphilus gyrociliatus
Lineage: Eukaryota; Metazoa; Annelida; Polychaeta; Dinophilidae
Source: the annotation of a GenBank genome assembly
AUACCUAUGCUUAUUUUCAAGCGAAUCUUUUAACCGCUCCUUCACGCUUUAAAAACUAUGAUUCAUCAUUUAAUAUAAUUUACUAGAUAUUCAAUGUGUUGUUUUUUCUUUUAUAUUUAAAGUUUUAUGAAUCUCUCACAAUGUCAUCGAUUUUUGAUGCUGCAUUUUCAGUCAUUAGUUUUGGUCUGGAUCUGAUAUGGUAUUUCUGUAUUCUGUUUUUGGUAUUAGGUAUUGCUAUUUUGGGUGCAAGGGCGUGGAGGCGACUGAUGAGGAAGAGAAUCCAUUAUGAAGUUAGAACAAGGGAUACUACAAAAGGACAUAGAUGGAGUAUGUCAGAUGAAUUACCUGAUCAAACAUUCUGCGCUGUCUCAGGUCAAAGCUUAGACCAUGGAGCAGUUUGUGAUUUUUGUACAACAGUUGUUGAAGACUAUCUGAUGAAAGAAGCCGACAAUAAGCUUGCAUGCAAGCCAAUAACAACUAGGGCUAGCUAUACAAGUCAUCAUUGGAUUAGGGGUUAUGUCUAUUCAAACUCACCCUGUUCUCUAUGCAAUAGAAUAUGUGGUGUAUCAGCAAAGGAUGUAAGAUGCUGUUGGUGUGAUAGAUGUGUACACGAAGGUUGUAUAAAGCAAAUGGUGAAGGAAUGCGACUUUGGUACUUUUGCAUUAUCAAUUGUACCACCGCACUGCGUUGGAGUGAGUUUAGUUGGCAUUAGAGGCAGACGCCAUCUAAUCGUUAGCUCUGUUAGACGUCCAAUUCUACCUAAUAUGUCAGAAUGGAGACCUUUAAUUGUUUGUGCCAAUAGAAAAGCUGGAAAUGAAGAUGGUGAGAGAGUUUUAAAAGCUUUUAGAGGAAUACUACAUCCUGCACAAGUGGUAGAUUUGGCCGAAAUAGAACCAGAAAAUGCAUUAGAGUGGUGUCAUUUACUUCCAGGAGUUUCCUGGAGGGUAUUGGUAGCAGGAGGAGACGGUUCUAUCGGUUGGGUUUUAAGAGCUAUUGACAACGUUACAGAUAAGCAAGAAUUAUCGAAACCCGAAGUUGGAAUUCUUCCAUUGGGAACCGGUAAUGAUCUCUCCCGCGUCCUUGGCUGGGGCGAGGGGCAACAAGGAGAUAUUGACGCCCAUUCGAUAUUAGAGGAACUGGAUAAUGCUAAACCAGUUCGUCUAGACCGCUGGAAAGUUGAUAUAUAUCCGUUUCAAAAGUUAUUUAGAAAACAGAAUCGAGUUAUGAAUAAUUAUAUAUCAGUAGGAGUAGAUGCACAGGUUGCAUUCAAUUUUCACAAGCAUAGAAACAGCCAGCCAGCACUUUUUGGAUCAAGAUUAAUAAAUAAAAUGUGGUAUUUUACUUAUGGCACCAAAGCUGUACUUGAAAGAGAAUGUCAGAAUCUGCAUAAAAAAUUGAAAGUAUAUUUAGAUGAAAAGGAAGUUGAAUUACCGGAAGUAGAAGGCGUCGUUAUACUUAAUAUAGCAUCUUGGGGAGCUGGGUGUAAACCUUGGCAAAUGGGAUCAGACGACCAACAAAAUUUUCAAGAGGCACGUCACGAUGAUGGCCUAUUAGAAGUAUUAGCUCUCUAUUCCUCAUUUCACAUAGCCCAGUUAAAAGUCGGAUUAGCAUCACCUUGUAGAUUAGGGCAAGCUCGAAAAGUUCGUUUAGAAUUAUCUACAAACGCACCAAUGCAAGUAGAUGGUGAACCUUGGCAACAAAGUCCAGCAACAAUUAACAUAUCUUUUCACAAUUUUGCAACAGUCUUAGCUCGUAAAGAUGCUUAUUGUAUAAAAAACACUUAUUAA